This is a messenger RNA of Aedes aegypti (yellow fever mosquito), 3955 nucleotides long. RefSeq names its product tropomodulin (gene tmod). Gene Ontology annotation, cellular component: myofibril. Gene Ontology annotation, molecular function: tropomyosin binding. The transcript is spliced from 11 exons. The record is from RefSeq and is a predicted model, not a curated record. The coding region runs from base 534 to 1862 and encodes 442 amino acids. Gene Ontology annotation, biological process: myofibril assembly; pointed-end actin filament capping. Lineage: Eukaryota; Metazoa; Arthropoda; Insecta; Diptera; Culicidae.
UAGUCGUCAUCGCCCAUCGGUCGGUCGAUCGGUUAUCCAAAGUUUUUGUUAUUUUCUUGUACCUUCCCAGUGGAUACAUUUCGCGAUUAUAGCAACUGUGCAGUAGCGAUAGCUCGAAGCGACAACCCAGCCCAAAGAGCUGCAAUCAAUUCGCGACCGUCAGUGUUUAUCUGUCAAUCGAAGCGCUGACAGUGCUCCGUGGUUACGCUUCCUUACCCUGCAACGAUAGUGUCCCUUCAUCGUGAACAAUCAAUUUUAUGUCGCAUCUUGUCGUUUAGAAGAAGCGCAGUGUCAAAGUGUCAUCAUUUGUAUGAAAUUAGUGUGUGCUUGUUGGGUGUGUUAGUGACUGAGGUCAUUCUGUUGUCCGUGUCAUUUUAAUAAAGAAAAUAUUGUGCGACCCAGCCCCAGAGCUGUAAUUUUAGUGUAACAGUUUUAUCAAAUCAUAUUGUUUUAAGUGUUUGAUCGUACUUUAUCAAAAGUACCGUAGUUCGACAAGGUUAACACGGACACAGCAAUAGUCAGACGAGCUCAAAAUGACUGAAGAGACUUCGUCCUCAACCACCACGAAAACCAUCACAACACCCGCCAAGCUAUACGGCAAAGAUCUCGGUGCAUACGAUGACGUCGACGUGGACGAACUUCUGUCGCAGCUCUCCCCGGAGGAGAUCACCAUGCUGGCAAAAGAAGUCGAUCCUGAUGAUUCAUUUUUGCCACCAAGCCAGAGAACCAACUACGAAUGUACCAAGGAUCCUACCGGUCCCUUGGAUCGCAAGAAGCUGAUAGAUCACAUCAAUAAGCAGGCAUUGGAGACUCCGGACAAACCUGAGCUGGAACCAUUCGUGCCGGGUACGGUUCGUGGCAAAAAGUGGAUCCCACCGCCAAUGGAACGAAAGCUCCAAGAGGCAGCGGAACAGAUUGCCAUCGAUAUGGGUGACGAGUAUGAACAGGCCCUGAACGAUGCCACCCAAGAGGAGAUUAUCGAUCUGGCUGCCAUUCUCGGGUUCCACUCCAUGAUGAACCAGGAUCAGUACCACGCGUCGUUGCUCAACAAGGGCCAACCGGUCGGACUGGGAUGGGACGGCAUCACCAAGUCGUCGAUUCAGAAAGUGUACCCCGCAGAAAAGCCCAACAUGACCGACCCGGAGGAAACCAUCAAGAGACUAAAAGAUGACGAUAGCACACUGGUGGACGUUAACCUCAAUAAUAUUAAGACCAUCUCGGACGAGCAGUACGAGAAGAUGUUCGAGGCCCUGCAAAGCAACACCCACCUCGAAGUGCUCUCGCUGACCAACGUCGGCCUUACCGAUCGCACUGCCCUGUUGCUAGCUGCCGCGAUCGAACGCAACCACACCCUGCGGGUACUGAACGUGGAAACCAACUUCAUCAGCCCGCCGGUGAUCGUCACUCUGGUGAAAGCCCUGCUCACACAGAUGUCCAUCGAGGAGUUCCGAGCCUCCAACCAACGAUCGCAAGUAUUGGGUAACAAAAUCGAGAUGGAAAUCACAGACCUGGUGGAGAAGAACACGACCCUGUUACGGCUAGGUCUGCAUCUGGAGUUCAACGAUGCCCGCCAUCGGGUGGCCGCCCAUCUGCAGCGUAACAUCGAUAGAAUCCGUGUCGAUAAGAAAGAUGGCCGAUCGUCACGUGGCAGCCUCUAUCGACCGCAUCACGUCGAGGAAAGAAUGGAAGAGCUCGAGGGCGUCGAAGAGGAAGUGGAAGAAGAAGAGGAGGAAGAGGAAGAGGUCCAUGCAGUGCCUCAAGACUACGACGUCGAGGAAGAUCCGGACAAUAUCGUCAUUCGCCCGCCACCAUCCGACGACGAGGAUAUUAAGAAAAGAUCUGUCGCAGCGUCUGCAGUUUAGAUUUUUCCAAAAUAUUCACAGAAAGCAAGCGACUAUGAUACAGUGAACUAAACCUCGUAAAUCACCUUAUCGAGUGGCUAAGAACGUUAUUUAGUAGACAACACGAAUCACUAUCUCUUAAUCGUACUACUUUGUAAUUUAAUCAGGUGUACUACUGAAUCAAAAGGCAGGACUAAUAUUACUUUAUUUAGAGAACGAAGGAAACAAGGUUGGAGGUUACAAAGAUAAAGCAUACUUUUACUGAUGGUUGUUCGACUUUUUUCCGAUUGUGGCACAAGGCAGGUAUAUACAUAUUAGCAGCGGAAAAAAGGAGUAAAGUUUAUUGAUAUUGAGUUAGAAAAAAAAGAGAAGUUUUUUUUUUUAUAAUUCUUGCUUCCUUGUGUGUAUACAAUAUAAUAGCCGGAAGAAAACGAAAAGGGGAAGAUUGUUGCAAUUAAAACUUUUUUAUUUGUUACGCUAAAGUCAUACAAGUUAGUUAGCCAAUAGGAGAGCAGAGCUAGAUUAAAAAGCUAAAUCAUCAGUUUCAUCAUCGUCAUUUGCAUGAAGCAAAAACUAAGGUGCAGGAACAACAACGUGAAUCAUUACUUCUGUAUGUUGUGCGAUGUCUACGUUUCUCAUAAGUUUUAAAAAUCCAUCCGUGGUCCCGUUAAUCAUCGUCGAUGGGUCAUAACUGUCCCUCUUUUGCACUGUGGCAACAUUUUUUUUUUGUUCGAGAAAAUUUAAGCAUUUGAGUGGUCAUCGAAUGUUGAGACGCCAUCCGUUUCUGACCUCAAGGAAUGGAAGUCGAUGGAGUCAUGAAAAGGCGGAAAAAAUACGCCAAACUCGUCUGAAUCAGCGCAAGUAAAUUUGGACACAUUUGAGUCGCUCUGAUCGAUUGCUACAAAUUCAAACCAAUACAUUAAAAAAACACACCUACAUGCAUAGAUAUUUAUUCAAAUAACAAGAAACCAUCACGCAACGGUGUCCGACAUACAAACAAACGUCGAUAGUUCAAUGCAAGUGCUUUUGUGCCUGUUUGCGUGUGAAGAUGCUUUUGUGUACGGUCUGUGCGUUUGCUGAUUGCUCGUUUGCGCAUUGUGGUCAUCUGUGUGUAUGUAAAUAUCCUCCAAGCAACAACAACACCAACAACUAUACGCACGCCAAUACUCCAUGACCCACACCCAAAUCAAUAGACACCUGAAAUCCUUCUAUCGUAAAUAAAAGAAAAGACCGCAAAUGCUACAGAAUAAAGUUCGGCUCAACUAGUCGGUUGCAGUCGAAGGCGUCCAUGGAACAACGGAUCCAUAUCUGGUGAUGUAAAAUUUGCCGUGGAAGCCGUGUUGGACUUGGACAUCGUGGCAAUACUGCUGGUUUCUUCCGUGGCUAAACAGUGGCGUCAAACAUCACCCCAAUGCGCGACGGAAGCAGCAACGAACGCAGAUCGUACGGGUACUAUUCGCUGAUGCUUGUCUUAGAGAAAAGAAAAGGAAAGGUUUAAAAAUGAUUCACCAAUCGUUAGCAGCAAUCCAGAUUAAGUGUUUAAGUCCCAGUGUUGCACAUUUGAAUUGAUUUUACCUUUUGUGACGAUUGCCAAUCGUGCUGAUUCAAACAACGAUUUGCAUGUGGAAGCUUAGCAAUGAAAAAUAAGAGAAAAACUAUUGACAUAAUAUGAUGCAACCCUAUUAUUGUAGUUUUAGUUUAGUUGGUAACGUUGAGAUAGAGUUACUUUUUAGGAAUCCAAAUGGCGUAUAUUUUCUUCCUUGCCGUUUUUACCAUAAUUGAAGAUUGCAUUCGAUGAUUACCCAAAUUCUUUUAUUUUAUUCAACUAUUCAUAUUUAUAUAAUAGGCAAAGCAAAAUCUUUUUAGUUUGGAGCCAUUUAAUCCAUUUUAUUGACUAUUUUCAUUGUAUGUAAUUAUGAUAGAAUCAAUCAAUAAUGAGAAAAUUGUAAAUUUAUGAGGGGAAAUCAAUUUCUACCGAAAGAAAAACCACUGCCCAUUUAAUGCUUCAGAAAAAAACGUGGAAAAUUGUGAUUAUCAGCUUUGAGAAAAUCUGCAGCAGAGUUUAUGUUCAUCCAAUCAUCACUGUAAAGUCAAAUAUAUAUAAAAUCAAAGUA